UUAGUUUCUCUCUCUCUCUCUCUCUAUAUAUAUAUAUAUAUAUCUGCAAGUACAGCAGCACAUCUAAAAGUUUGUGUGAUUUCGUCCUUCCAUUCAUUGAGAAACCUAAGAAAGUGAUCUACACAUCCAUUUCCUUGUGGCCUGCUGUCUCCCUUGCAAUUGAAGUAUUGUGAGAUGGUUGUGAUUCAGCAAAUUUGCUAGAUACAUGUGAUGGUAUUGCUUGCAGCUAACCAAGAAGAAGACAUAUGAUGGUCUCUGCUGCUGUUAUUGGACUCAGUGCAGGAAAGAGGCUAUUGAGUUCCUCCUAUUAUUCUGAUAUCACAGAAAAGCUGUCAUGUGGUUACGAUUAUGGAUCAACAUACCAUCAGGCUGCUUCAACAAAGAAUGUUAUCACAGCAAAUAAGUCCUCCAAUAAUAGCACUAGUUUUUUGUCCAACCAACACACACGGUCCUUAAAAGCUCAAAAAGAACAUGUGAAUACUGCUUCUGAACCUUCAACUGCUGAGGUGUGGCUUCAAAGAUUGAACCACUUGGAGGAGGACAGAUCUCAUUCGGAAUUUUCAGUGGAGGCUCUUCUCUUGUUACAGAAGUCAAUGCUGGAAAAGCAAUGGAAUCUUUCAACUGAGACAGUAAUAACCGAUGGAAAAAGAGAAAAUACCCACAAGAAGAUGCAGGUCACUGGUUCAGGGACAUCCGCUCGCAGGCGGAGAAUAGAUGCUAGGAGGAAAGUUCUGAGGCAAAACAGUUCCAUGAUUCAACUUAGUACAAGUAAGCAGCUGAAAUGCAUUAUCAGGCCAGAGCUGCUUCAGAACCGUUUGAAAGGAUAUGUGAAGGGAGUAGCAAGCGAGGAAUUGCUCACCCAUUCAGAAGUAGUGCAAUUAUCUAAAAUAAUAAAAACUGGCCUUUACUUAGAGGAGCAGAAAUCGAGACUGAAGGAAAGAUUAGGAUGCGAGCCUUCGGAGGAGCAACUUGCUACUUCCUUGAGGAUUUCUCGUGCUGAGUUACAAUUGAAAUUGAUAGAGUUUUCUUUGGCAAGAGAAAAUUUGGCAAUGAACAAUGUUCGUCUGGUCAUGUCUAUUGCACAAAGAUACAACAACAUGGGUGUAGAAAUGGCUGACCUUAUUCAGGGUGGCCUGAUUGGACUACUCCGGGGGAUUGAGAAAUUUGAUUCUUCCAAGGGGUUCAAAAUUUCAACUUAUGUGUACUGGUGGAUACGCCAGGGUGUUUCGAGGGCAUUAGUUGAAAAUGCACGAACCUUAAGAUUGCCUACUUAUUUGCAUGAAAGAUUAAGUUUAAUCCGUAAUGCAAAGAUGAAACUGGAAGAGGAAGGAAUUGCUCCAUCAAUUGAUAGAAUUGCGGCAUGCCUGAACAUGUCCCAAACAAAAGUCAGGAAUGCAACAGAGGCAAUUAGUAAGGUCUUCUCUCUUGAUAGGGAAGCAUUCCCCUCUUUAAAUGGCCUUCCAGGAGAAACACUUCAUAGUUACAUUGCAGAUAAUCACCUCGAGAACAAUCCAUGGCAUGGAGUAGAUGAGUGGGCACUCAAGGAUGAGGUAAAUAAGCUUAUUAGUACAACACUAAGAGAACGGGAGAGAGAUAUUAUACGUCUUUACUAUGGCCUGGACAGUGAAUGCCUUACUUGGGAGGAUAUUAGUAGACGGAUAGGAUUGUCCACGGAAAGAGUUAGGCAAAUCGGACUUGUUGCACUAGAGAAGCUAAAACAUGCUGCAAGGAAGAGGAGACUGGAGGCCAUGUUGAUGAAUCAUUGAUUUUGGUAGCGGACUACAUAGAAAUUGCAUGUAAAUACCAAGGAAGAGAAGUUGAUUCUCGAUUUUAUUUUUCUUAUCAGGAGUCAAGCAAGUGUAUACAUACAUGGUUAUGUAACAGAUUGUAUCCCUUUAUUUUAUGUUGGAAGUGUCAAACACACCUUGUGAUCGAGAGCUUCUAACAUAUGUCACAGCAAUCACUCUCUAAUGUAUUCUAUUAUUGCCAAAGAUUCGCAGUUGUGAAUCUAUCUAUAUCUUUUUCUACAAACUUCAAAAA
Molecule: messenger RNA, 2040 nt
Organism: Camellia sinensis
Lineage: Eukaryota; Viridiplantae; Streptophyta; Magnoliopsida; Ericales; Theaceae
Product: RNA polymerase sigma factor sigA
Biological process (GO): DNA-templated transcription initiation; regulation of DNA-templated transcription
Molecular function (GO): DNA-binding transcription factor activity
Source: RefSeq, a predicted model, not a curated record